Molecule: messenger RNA, 527 nt
Organism: Hibiscus syriacus
Lineage: Eukaryota; Viridiplantae; Streptophyta; Magnoliopsida; Malvales; Malvaceae
Product: keratin, type I cytoskeletal 47 kDa-like
Exons: 1
Coding region: 50-430 (126 amino acids)
Source: RefSeq, a predicted model, not a curated record
GCACACGUCCCCAGCUCAACCUCCUAGUACCUUCCCUUUGUCCAAUCACAUGAAAACCAGAUCCAAAGACACAAAUUCCUUAUGGAAAUGGAAAGGAAACAUGAAGAAGAAAAAGAACGAGAAGCAAUUCCCAGUGUCAGAAUUUCUCCGUGAAAGGCUCCAGAAAGUGGAGGAGAACUCAUUAGGCCCUGGCGUCGGUGCUGGUAUUGGUUGUGGCAUUGGAGUUGGUUUCGGCUUGGUCGGGGGAAUUGGAUAUGGUGGGUGGCCUUGGAACCAUUUGAAGCUUGUAUUUGGGGUUGGAGCUGGUUGUGGUAUUGGCUUUGGCUUUGGGGUCGGACAAGGUAUUGGUUAUGGUUCUAGUUUAGAAUCAUUAGAAUCCAACCUCUCUAAAGAUGGUUCAGAUUCCAACAGAAAAUUUUUAAUUUCUUAGGAAUGCAAACAAUGUUGCUCUGUUUCAAUUAUGUCGAGACCGUUGUUCUUUUCAAACUCUAUUUACUGAUGAAUAUGUGUGGCUAAACCAUUCCUUU